Molecule: messenger RNA, 1315 nt
Organism: Tinamus guttatus (white-throated tinamou)
Lineage: Eukaryota; Metazoa; Chordata; Aves; Tinamiformes; Tinamidae
Gene: SLC38A11
Product: solute carrier family 38 member 11
Biological process (GO): amino acid transmembrane transport
Cellular component (GO): membrane
Molecular function (GO): L-amino acid transmembrane transporter activity
Source: RefSeq, a predicted model, not a curated record
AUGGAAACAAAUGACCAAACAGCCCUGGUUGUUAAACCCAGAAAUAAAAGUGGAAACAGUGAUUUGGCAUCAGCUGGAUUUAACAUUAUUAACUCAAUCAUAGGAUCAGGCGUUAUAGGGUUGCCAUAUUCAAUGAAGCAAGCUGGCUUUCCUUUAGGAGUACUCCUUUUAUUUGGGGUUGCCUAUAUCACAGAUUAUUCCAUUAUAUUAUUGAUCAAAGGAGGAAACCUCUCCAGUACAACUACCUAUCAAGAGCUGGUCAGAAAAACAUAUGGUCUUACAGGUUAUUUAAUUCUUUCAACUCUUCAGUUUUUAUAUCCAUUUAUUGCUAUGAUUAGUUACAACAUAAUAACAGGAGAUACUUUAACUAAAGUUUUUCAGCGAAUUCCUGGAGUUGGAUCAGACAAUGUACUUGGUGACCGUCAUUUUAUCAUUCUUUUUACCACCAUCAUCUUUACCUUACCUAUAUCUCUGUAUCGUGACAUAGCAAAACUGGGGAAGGUAUCUCUUAUUUCUCUGAUUUUAACAAUUGUCAUCUUGGUUAUUGUGAUGGUGAGGACAGUAACAUUCAGUCCACAAGUACCCAAAUCAGAAAAUGCUUGGAUAUUUGCAAAAUCAAAUGCAGUACAAGCCAUUGGGGUGAUGUCAUUUGCAUUCAUUUGCCACCAUAACAGCUUCUUAAUCUAUGGCUCUCUGGAAGAACCUACUUUAAAGAACUGGUCUCGAAUCACACACGUGUCAGUCUCGCUCGCUGUUAUUAUCAGUGUAGCAUUUGCUGCUUGUGGAUAUAUGACUUUUGCAGAGUACACAGAAGGAGAUAUAUUUGAAAACUACUGUAGAGAUGACAACCUUGCUACAUUUGGAAGAUUUUGUUAUGGAGUUACUGUAAUUCUGACCUUCCCCCUUGAAUGCUUUGUGACCAGAGAGGUGAUUGCUAAUGUGUUUUUCCAUGGGAACCUGUCAACAAUAUUCCAUAUUUUUGUGACAAUACUUAUCGUUGCGGUGGCGACGGCUAUCUCAUUAGUAUAUGACUGCCUCGGAAUAGUUUUAGAGCUGAAUGGAGUUCUCAGUGCCACUCCACUCGUCUUCAUCAUCCCAACAGCCUGUUACCUAAGGCUGUCCAAGGAGCGCUGGAACCAUUUGGAUAACAUCUUAUCCUGCCUGCUGCUUGCUGUCGGGGUGCUAGUGAUGGCUGUUGGGCUUGUUUUGACUAUCUGGCAUCCCCAGGAAUGUAGCCAUGGAAAAGAGAUGUUCUACUGCAUCUCUAGUAAUGUUUCUUUUCACAAUAGUACACUUCCACCUUAGGAAAUGCACA